AUGAACCGCACCGCCUCUGUUUCUCGCACCGCCUUCACUGUCGCCGCCAGGCAAACCACUGUGCGCGGCAGCCAGGCUCUCUUCGCUCGCUCCUACGCUGUGGGCCAGAACCUGCUCGAGGGCCAGGCCAAUUUGAAGGCCGUUGAUGGUAAGGACCUGUCGCUCACCGAUCUCUUCAAGGGCAAGAAGGUUGUGGUGUUCGGUCUCCCCGGCGCCUUCACCCCCGUCUGCACCAGCAGGCACGUUCCCGGCUACGUCGACUCGGCCGACAAGUUCAAGGCCAAGGGCGUUGACAACGUCGUCUGCGUGUCGGUGAACGAUCCCUUCGUGAUGAAGGCGUGGGGCGAGUCGCUCAAGGCCAACAACAUCACUCUGGUGGCCGACUGGGACAGCUCCUUCACCAAGCUGGUCGACAAGGAGCUCGACCUCAGCGCUGCCGGUCUCGGCAAGCGCUGCAGGAGGUACUCGCUCAUCGUUGACAAUGGCAAGAUCGUCAAGGAGAACAUCGAGAACGCCCCCAAUGAGUAA
This is a messenger RNA of Acanthamoeba castellanii str. Neff, 528 nucleotides long. Its product is annotated as Peroxiredoxin2F, mitochondrial, putative. Gene Ontology annotation, cellular component: cytoplasm. NCBI's taxonomy places the organism in Eukaryota, Discosea, Longamoebia, Acanthamoebidae. Gene Ontology annotation, molecular function: thioredoxin peroxidase activity. Gene Ontology annotation, biological process: cell redox homeostasis; hydrogen peroxide catabolic process; cellular response to oxidative stress. The transcript is spliced from 4 exons. Bases 1 to 528 code for a protein of 175 amino acids. The record is from RefSeq and is a predicted model, not a curated record.